Messenger RNA from Uloborus diversus, 1487 nucleotides. It is a transcript of the gene Wdr82, whose product is annotated as WD repeat-containing protein 82-like. The record is from RefSeq and is a predicted model, not a curated record. Lineage: Eukaryota; Metazoa; Arthropoda; Arachnida; Araneae; Uloboridae. The transcript has 9 exons. Gene Ontology annotation, cellular component: Set1C/COMPASS complex. Gene Ontology annotation, molecular function: chromatin binding; protein binding. Bases 285 to 1244 code for a protein of 319 amino acids.
CAUUUUCAUUAGGAAAAUAACUAAUUAAAAUUCGUUUUAUACGUAUAAGAUGCGAAAAUAAAAGUUGGAUUUAGUUGAAGCUGUUCGUAUCAGUUUUUCGUCAAAAAAAAGUUUAAAUAGGCAUAUAGGCGUAUCAACAAACAAUUUCGCGCCAUUGUCGGCAAAUUACAAGUAGCGCGUGCUGAAGUGUACGAUGUAGUAAAAAUGUAAACAAGCUUCAACGUGCUUACUAUGUGCAUUUAUUUAUCGAAUUUUACGCACAUAAUAUACAUGAAAAUUUCCAGAUGCACAUUAUGAAGCUGAUAGAUUACGUAGUCCGAAGCUUUAAAGUAGCUAAAGUUUUCAGAGAGAAUUCAGAUCGAAUAAAUAGUUUAGAUUUUUCUCACAAUGGGGAAACAUUAAUAUCCAGCAGUGAUGAUGAAUCUAUCGUUAUUUAUGAUUGCGAAAGAGGAACCCAUAAGCGAACACUUCAUAGUAAGAAGUAUGGAGUUGAUUUAAUUCGAUACACCCAUGCAGCAAACACAGCUGUUCACAGUUCAACUAAAAUUGAUGACACUAUACGGUAUUUAUCACUUCAUGACAACAAGUACAUCAGAUAUUAUCAAGCACACCAAAAAAAAGUUACAUCCCUUUGCAUGUCUCCAGUGGAUGAUACCUUCAUGUCAAGCUCUUUAGAUAAAACUAUUAGAAUUUGGGACCUUAGAUCUCCUAACUGUCAGGGUGUCAUGCACUUACCAGGAAGUAGAUCUGUUGUAAACUUUGAUCCUGAAGGGUUAAUUUUUGCUGUUGGAAUCAAUUCUGAAUUGGUGCGAUUGUAUGACCUGAAAUCUUUUGAUAAAGGUCCAUUCAAUACAUUUAAACUGCCUCAAGAUAAAGAUUGUGAUUGGACAGGCUUAAAAUUUAGUCCCGAUGGUAAGACAAUCCUUAUUUCCACCAAUGGGCAAGUUAUUCGUCUCAUAGAUGCUUUUCACGGAACACCUUUGCAAGUUUUUACGGGUCACAUCAAUAACAAAGGACUGCCAUUAGAAGCUUCAUUUAGUCCUGAUUCACAAUUCAUAUUUAGUGGUUCAACUGAUGGAAGAGUUCAUGUUUGGAGUGCUGAAUCAGGCAAUAAGACUGCUGAGCUCUGCUGUGAUCACACUGGCCCAGUGCAGUGUGUUCAGUUCAAUCCAAAGUAUAUGAUGCUUGCUUCUGCUUGCACAAAUAUGGCAUUCUGGCUUCCAACUGUGGAAGAUAACAUAUGAACUUAAUGCAUCAGUUAAUUUUGGAACGAUAUGUCUUCUCAAGCAUGUUCUAUCUGAUGUGUUUUUAACUUUCAUUUUCGAACUGUAAUAUUACCAUCUUUAGCUUGUAUACUAUUUCAUUUCUCAUAGCUUCAUCCUCAAAAUCAUUCAUGGUUUUUAAUAUUGCUUGCUCUACUUGAAAGCUCUUUUAUUGCCAUUCUUUAUGUUUAUUUAUCUUGUAGAUAUUGUUAUUUAGCAAGUAAA